This is a messenger RNA of Lactuca sativa (garden lettuce), 2094 nucleotides long. RefSeq lists its product as uncharacterized. Lineage: Eukaryota; Viridiplantae; Streptophyta; Magnoliopsida; Asterales; Asteraceae. The record is from RefSeq and is a predicted model, not a curated record. Gene Ontology annotation, molecular function: sequence-specific DNA binding; DNA-binding transcription factor activity. Gene Ontology annotation, biological process: regulation of DNA-templated transcription. Gene Ontology annotation, cellular component: nucleus.
ACAUAGAUUAAUCCUUUCAAAAUUCCUCAAGCUCGAUUACUCAACAAAAUCGAAACCAUAAGAUACCUCAAACUACUACCAAAUUAUCAAUCUCAAAUACAAUGAACAACACAUAUUGCCUUUAUUACAGUCAUUAACCACACAGGAAAAAAAAAGAUUGAUGAAUUAAAUGAAACUGACUUUACUUUUUCUUUUUCCUUUUUCUUUCUACAAUCGACAUAGAGUAAACAUAAAGAUUUUUUGUUAUAAAAGAAUUAUCUUGAGUUCGCUACACGAUGUAGGAAGGUGAGUUUCUGUUGGCCACUUGUAAAUGACGAAGCCCCACGUGCCCCUGUUGCCGCCAUUGCCCAAUCGCCUAAAACCUCUGCUACCGAGGCCUGUGCCUCAUCGGUACGUGGCGUUUCCUCAUACAUCCACCGUCAUGAGUCGCCAUGGCAGGACAUGUGUCAUCUUCUCCGUCGCCCUACCUUCUGCGACUACUUAUCAACACCUCCAUAGCCCAUCUCUCUCUCCACUUUAUCUCUCUUGCAACUUGUUUGUUGUUGCAGCAACCAAUUAUGGAUGCAAUUAGGGCAUCGCCGGCGGAUUUUGACCCCAUGGUGAAGAUUGAAUUGGAGGCGGCGGAAGCUUUGGCUGGAUUAGCUCAUUUUCCUGCUACAGUUUCCGAAUCUCACGGUAGUGAAUCAAUUGCUGAACGAGUCAAGGACGAGUCUAAUUCCUCCUUUGACACGAGUCAUUCAUAUGAGAAAAAGUCAGGGAAUUCAGGGAUCUUGAAUCAGAAGUUGGUGAAGGAUGAACAGAGUAUUGACCUUAGACUUAAUCCAGCGUAUCCCACCAAUUGUUCAUCGAGUGGGAGGAAAUCUAGACAAAAUCUAACUGAGGCUGAAAUGGAAGCACGUAAAAUACGUAGGGUGUUAGCGAAUAGAGAGUCGGCUAGACAAACAAUCCGUAGGAGACAGGCAAUUUUUGAGGAGCUAACAAGAAAGGCUGUUGAUUUAGCAUGGGAGAAUGAGAAUUUGAAAAAGGAGAAGGACACCGCUUCGAAACAUUAUGAUUCUUUGAAGACGAAGAACGAAAGCUUAAAAGCACAGAUGAUCAAAGUUACAAACCUUGAAACCGAUGAAACCCAUGAAAAAUCCACUACUUUAAACGAACAAGCGAUUUCCUCAUCAUCGACAAAUUCACCAUUUAUAAUCUACAACCAACCACCUUUCUUACCCGUCAUAUGGCCAUCCAUGAUCCACCCUACAAACUCCGGCCAACUACCCGCCGGAAUAAAUUCCGGCCAACUACCUGCCGGAAUAGUUUUUCCGGUCAAUAAACCCGAUUCAAGUGAAGAAGGGAGUUCAACAACCGGAAGUCCGCUAUAUUUACUACCCUACCCCUGGCUCGUUACCCUACCCCAAAACACCACCCAACCCCCGCCCCAACCCCGCCUCCAUUCUUUCAAUCUAAACGACAAACCGAAAGAGUGUUCCGAGUUUCGGGAAUUCUUCCCGGAAAAAGCAUUGGAAACACCUAACCACCACGGUUUCCCGCCUGAUGGUGGCGGCCGACAGACACCGGAGCCACCACGUGUGAGUUGUGAAGCACUUAUUGAACAUGAUAGUGAGGAAAUUGAUGGUGAAAUUCACAAAGUUCCUAUGUGCUCAGGUAAAAGAUUAGGUGGUGACGUGGCGGCUGCCGCCGAAGCCAGGAAAAGGCGUAAACAACUCACGAGAUUAAAGGGCCACUUUCAUUGCCGUCAACUUAGGAUGCAUUAGCGGUAUCUGUUAUCCAGGCCAGUAACUGGUACUGAUACUUAUACUGUAUCGACGGAUGUGUGAGGGAGUGUGAAAGUAAGUUGUUAUUUUUUGUGGUGUUUGGAUUGGGUUGAGGCUAAUAUGAGAAUGAAGAUGUAUAUAUGGUGUUGAGGGAGGACUUAUGAUAUAGUGUUUUGAAGUGGCUGAUAAUGGUCACUCUCAAUUUAAUAAGCGGAUGCUAGCUUCCAUAUGUUGUAGUUCACUGGUGCAAAAUGAACGUCACUAGUGUCUUUAGUCAUAUUUCCCUUGAGGAAGACGAAUACGAUAGAAUUGGAUUUGUGUUUUUAUCUUA